AUGGCGGCAGCCGCAGUAGCAUCCCACCCUUCCUCCUCCUCCUCCUCCGCUCUGCCCGAGAUCGGUGGUCUGGUGCUCGACGAUGCGGACCCAACGUCAGCAGCAGCAUCAGCAAGUGUCGAUGCGGCGCCCACAUCUCUUCCUCCUACUUGGCUCGUCCACUCUCCUCACUGGCUCGUCGCAUCGCAGCAAGAGGUGCAUCUGGGCGGCGGAUGGGAUGAAGAGCCCAUAGCAGGUCCCGCAACACCGCCCUCCUUUUCUCCUCAGCUGGGCACCAGCAAGACGCUCGAAUUCUCAUCAGCGUCCAACAGCGGUAGCAGCGAAGAAAGCGGAAGGAGCACUCCUUCCGAUAGAGAGCAUGCUACCUCUGCUGCUGCUGCAGCAAAAAGCUCCAAGCAAGCUCUGGAUUCUGGUCUGCUGGUCAGAUCUACCAGGCAAGGUUGGGAAAGAUCCUUUGAUCUCAACCAAGGUUGGCCCACGCCCAAACUCAAUGCGGAGGAUGAAGUGCUGGUGAAGAACCUCGCUGCGGGUCUCAACCCCGUCGAUUUCAAGAGGUGA
Messenger RNA from Ceraceosorus bombacis, 558 nucleotides. The record is from the annotation of a GenBank genome assembly. Lineage: Eukaryota; Fungi; Basidiomycota; Exobasidiomycetes; Ceraceosorales; Ceraceosoraceae.